UAUUAUUUUUAUUAUUGUUGUCCCGGUUUAGUCUGAGAGAGCUGACGGGGGUGACCGCCCCCCUCCUCCUCCUCCUCCUCCUCCUCCUCCUCCUCUCCUCCUGGAGCCGCAGCAUCCUUGACCAGGCCGCAGAGGGAGGCCUUCUUCCCCGUACCGUCCAUCUUCUCGACUGGCUCCGUCUCCCGGGCCCAGGGGGGCUGAGGGAGGCCGGGCCGCACUAGGCCUCGGGACCAGCCGGACCACCGGGACCGAAGGGCGGCCACCGGUCACCGGCCACCGGCCACCGGCCCCAACCUCCUCCUGGCUUAGGCCAGCAAGGCCGGCCACUGGCCCAAGGACAGCGGCGACGGCGGGGAGGGACGGAGCAAAUAGCAAGACCUGGGCCGGAGCCUCAGCAGUGGCUGGAGCCAGACGGCGGCUGAGGACGCUUCAUGGCUCCAUGGCAAAAUCUUGCUCAACAAAUCUGAAGCGCUGGACCUUCUGAGACGGAAGUGUGCGAUGUGUGGACACGCUAUACCAAGGUGAAUCCAGCUGAGAAUGGGAGACUCUAGAGACCCUUGCCCUCACCUAGAUUCCAUAGGUGAGGUCACCAAAGAAGACUUACUCUUCAAAUCCAAGGGGACUUGCCAGUCUUGCGGAGCGGGAGGACCAAAUCUCUGGGCCUGUCUGCAGGUUGGCUGUCCUUAUGUUGGGUGUGGGGAAUCCUUCGCUGAUCAUAGCACCCUUCACGCACAGGCCAAAAAGCACAACCUGACAGUGAACCUGACCACCUUCCGGGUGUGGUGCUAUGCCUGCGAGAAGGAAGUUUUUCUGGACCAGAGGCUGGCAGCGUAUCCACCAGCCCCUCCGUCCAAAUUCUCAGAGCAGGGUUCUCCAUUACCUUCUCACCCUCUGAAGGCAGUCCCCAUCGCAGUGGCUGAUGAAGGGGAGUCAGAAUCUGAGGAUGAUGAUCUAAAACCUCGAGGCCUCACUGGGAUGAAAAAUCUCGGGAACUCCUGCUACAUGAACGCCGCCCUCCAGGCGCUCUCCAACUGCCCGCCCCUGACUCAGUUCUUCCUGGAAUGCGGAGGGCUGGUUCGCACUGACAAGAAGCCUGCACUUUGUAAAAGUUACCAAAAGCUGGUGUCUGAGGUCUGGCACAAGAAACGCCCAAGCUACGUGGUUCCCACCAGUCUGUCCCAUGGAAUCAAGUUGGUCAACCCCAUGUUCCGAGGCUAUGCACAGCAGGACACGCAGGAGUUCCUCCGCUGCCUCAUGGACCAGCUCCACGAAGAGCUAAAGGAGCCGGUAGCGGCCGAGACGAGAGACUCUGACUCCAGCGACACAGACGAGAAGCGGGAGGGAGACCGGAGCCCCUCCGAGGACGAAUUCCUCUCCUGCGACUCCAGCAGCGACAGAGGGGAGGGGGACGGGCAGAGCCGGGGGGUGGGCGUGACGAGCACGCUGGCGGAGACCGAGCUGCUGAUCCAGGAUGAAGCGGGUAGGGGGAUCUCGGAGAAGGAGAGGAUGAAGGACAGGAAAUUAUCCUGGGGCCACCGGCGAACGAGCUCUGAGCAGGUUGACGAGGACGCAGAUGUCGAUACCUCCGUGUCCGCCGUCGAUGACCGCCGCCCUCCCGCCGAAGCCCUUCCCUCUCCACGCUCCACCAGUCCGUGCAGGACACCAGAGCCGGACAAUGAUGCUUACAUGCGCUGUUCCUCCCGCCCCUGCAGUCCGGUCCACCAGGAUACCCACUCUAAACUGUCGAGCAGCCCACCGCGCUCCAGCCCUGUGAGAGUGGGACCGUCGUACGUCCUAAAGAAAGCCCAGGUGCUGACUGCCGGGAAAAAGAAGAAGGAGCUCCGAUACCGCAGUGUCAUCUCCGAUAUCUUCGAUGGUUCCAUCCUCAGCCUGGUGCAGUGUCUCACCUGUGACAGAGUGUCCACCACUGUGGAGACGUUUCAGGACCUGUCGCUGCCCAUCCCGGGUAAGGAGGACCUGGCCAAAUUGCACUCCGCCAUCUACCAGAACGUCCCGGCCAAACCGGGGGCCUGUGGGGACGGCUACGCGGCUCAGGGAUGGAUCGCCUACAUCAUGGAGUACAUCCGACGGUUUGUGGUGUCCUGCAUCCCCAGCUGGUUUUGGGGCCCCGUGGUCACCCUGGAAGAUUGCCUCGCCGCAUUUUUUGCCGCAGAUGAGCUGAAGGGAGACAACAUGUACAGUUGCGAACGGUGUAAGAAGUUGCGAAAUGGGGUGAAGUACUGUAAAGUUCUCCGGCUGCCCGAGAUCCUGUGCAUCCACCUGAAGCGCUUCCGGCACGAAGUCAUGUACUCCUUCAAAAUCAACAGCCACGUCUCCUUCCCCUUGGAAGGGCUCGAUCUGCGACCCUUCCUUGCCAAGGAGUGCGUCUCUCAGAUCACUACCUAUGACCUCUUAUCCGUCAUCUGCCACCACGGCACAGCGGGCAGCGGCCACUACAUCGCCUACUGCCAGAACGUGAUCAACGGCCAGUGGUACGAGUUUGACGACCAGUACGUCACCGAGGUCCACGAAACGGUCGUGCAGAACGCAGAGGCCUACGUCCUGUUCUACAGGAAGAGCAGCGAGGAGGCCAUGCGGGAGCGGCAGCAGGUGGUGACGCUGGCCACCAUGAAGGAGCCCAGUCUGCUGCAGUUCUACAUCUCCCGCGAGUGGCUCAACAAAUUCAACACCUUUGCCGAGCCGGGGCCCAUCACCAACCACACCUUCCUCUGCUCUCACGGGGGCAUCCCUCCUAAUAAAUACCAUUACAUCGAUGACCUGGUGGUCAUCCUGCCCCAGAACGUGUGGGAAUAUCUGUACAACAGGUUUGGGGGCGGCCCGGCCGUGAACCACCUGUACGUGUGCUCCGUCUGCCAGGUGGAAAUCGAAGCCCUGGCGAAGCGCCGGCGGAUCGAGAUCGACACCUUCAUCAAGCUGAACAAGGCAUUUCAGGCAGAGGAGUCUCCCAGCGUCAUCUACUGUAUCAGCAUGCAGUGGUUUCGAGAGUGGGAGGCCUUCGUCAAGGGGAAGGACAAUGAGCCUCCGGGGCCCAUCGACAACAGCAAGAUAGCCCUGCUCAAGGGAGGAGGUCACAUCCAGGUCAAGCAAGGGGCUGACUACGGGCAGAUUUCGGAGGAGACCUGGAUCUAUUUGAACGCUCUGUAUGGCGGAGGACCCGAAAUCGCCAUCCGGCAGAACGUGGCCCAGCUGCAGGAGCCUGAGAACCUCCAUGGGGAGCAGAAGAUCGAAGCCGAGACCCGGGCGGCCUGAGCGGCAAGGACCGACCCGUCCCCCGUGACGAUCUCCUCGGAGGGCGGUGGCGACAACCUCAGAAGAGAGGCUGAGCACUUUGGAACUCAAAUGCGUCGAGAGGCAGAAACAUUGUUUUGGUUCUCAGUGAGUAAUGCUGCACCUAGGAAAUAUAUUACUCGUAAGCUUGCUGAAGCGCCAAGA
Molecule: messenger RNA, 3453 nt
Organism: Tachyglossus aculeatus (Australian echidna)
Lineage: Eukaryota; Metazoa; Chordata; Mammalia; Monotremata; Tachyglossidae
Gene: USP20
Product: ubiquitin specific peptidase 20
Exons: 26
Coding region: 538-3270 (910 amino acids)
Biological process (GO): protein deubiquitination
Molecular function (GO): zinc ion binding; cysteine-type deubiquitinase activity
Source: RefSeq, a predicted model, not a curated record